AAUGGACCAGAUAUAUAAAUCUGUCGUCGCGAACUCGAACCGCCCAAUAAUUCUUCCUCCAACCCUCAUGCAAGUAUCUCGCACCGCAGUGUCUUCCUACUAACACUCAACUUUUGUGAGAAUACCAGACUGCCAGUGCGCGAUAAAACAUAAACAUAAACACAUCCAGUGUCAUCAUGCAGCCAUUUUUUUUUCAGCUUUUGAAGCUGAUUGAUCUCUUACCUUCGUCUUAUAUAGCUCCGGUGCGCCGUAUCGGAGAUAAAGCACUUCCCACUAUCCCCAACGAGAUAUAUUCCGAAAUCUUCGAGAACAUCCAAUCAGAGAUAUCAGAGUAUUACUACAAGGCCUUCCUGGACAGAACGGCUCGCGUUUGCCGUCUGUUCAACCUUGUAGCAUCUCAGCACAUUCUCAAGUCCAUACGACUGAGCGGCAGACCAUCCGAAGCAAAUACUGCUCCAUAUUUAUCGAAUUUAACCAGACAGAUCGCUAUGAACGAAGAGCCUGGAAUCUCUAAUGCCCUCUUCGUCAAAGACUGUAUCGUGCGGGACUUUCAAGAGAGAAAUCAGGAGAAUUGCGCAGCUCUGAGUCUACAAACAACGGCAUUAGCCCAUAUGAUCAACAUCCGCUCGCUCACCAUUCUUUACACUCCACUCACAAACGAGCAGCUCUCCGCUUUCUCCAAUAUAGCCAAUCUUGAAUUUCUCAUUCUUGUGGAUUGUCGCAUGUCAGAAAAUAUACCGUCAGCCGUUGUUUGUUUGGGCAAACUGGUCAAGCCUGUCUCGGUCGAAACCAUUUAUCGCAAGGAACCGGACAGCUUCGAGUUCGCAAAAGACAUUGUCUCUCAAUCUUACAAUCCAGUCAUUGAAGAGCUGUACCUUGAAUUUAAUGACCGCGAAUUCAUGUUGUUGUUUGGCGAGACAGUCACUGACUUGGUUGAACGGAUCCUACCACGCUGCCCUUCCCUUAAACGCUUGGCAUUCUACCAACUCCCUAUGCCAGAAAAAUCACUUAUCAAUUUCAUCUUCGGUGCCGCCACUUACUCUUUACCCUCGAAUUCAAUCUUCGCUGCAUGUCGCUUCGAGAAAUCACGGUGGCAAGUCCGGGUAUAA
This is a messenger RNA of Serpula lacrymans var. lacrymans S7.9, 1109 nucleotides long. RefSeq lists its product as uncharacterized. The transcript has 3 exons. Bases 177 to 1109 code for a protein of 310 amino acids. The record is from RefSeq and is a predicted model, not a curated record. NCBI's taxonomy places the organism in Eukaryota, Fungi, Basidiomycota, Agaricomycetes, Boletales, Serpulaceae.